GAAAGAAAAUAAAAAAAAAAGGAAAAGUUUUGGACUUUACUGAUUACGCACAGUACCAAUUGUAUGUCAUCAUAUCUUUGGAAUGUCAGGCAGGCCCUAUGGUUGUUCUGUUCUGUUCAGGCAUAGAGAGACUGGAGAAGAGGCUUUUGGUUCUGGGUUCUUUAUUACCAGAGUCUUAUCUCUUUUCGAGAUUUUAGCCCCUCUCGCUCUCUGAUUGUAGGAGAGGCCUGCCUGAUAGCUCUGAUGUGUUGUUCCUCUUUCAUCCUUGGUACUCUGAAGGAAUUCAUGGCUAUGCCAGCUACGCAGUACUAUAUCCUUUUCUCGGGCUUUGAAUCUCUCUCUUUGAUACUGGGAGUUACUUCACCAAAUGGGGUUGUUGUUUCUCAGUUCUACAUUCAUAGUUUGAAUGCAUUUUCUUUGUUUCUGUCCAAUAUUUGGCUAGAAUCCUCAAAUCUGUUCUGGACUGGAACUGCGGGUUCCUUUUCUUGAUGGGUUUUGUCUGUUUCCUUGCUGCAUGCAGUUGAUCGAAUCUUCUUCUCUCUGAUGAUUUUUCAAGUGGGGAGGACAGAAGAAGGUGGCAGUGGUAGAGGGACAUUGGCAAUGGCAUCAUCUUCUGCUGCAAGCAACAACUCAACGCCUAAGAGAGAAGCAGUCCAAAAAUAUCUUCCAUAUCCUCCUCCUUUGGCCAGAUACGAGGAUGUUGUGGUCAGUCCCAAGCUCUUCAUGGACACUUUAGAGAAGCUCCAUGCUACUAUGGGAACAAAAUUCAUGAUCCCGAUUAUAGGAGGGAAGGACCUAGACUUGCAUCGGCUUUUUGUGGAAGUCACUUCUCGGGGUGGUAUUCAGAAGAUUCUUAGAGAGAGACGAUGGAAAGAGGUAACUGCCGUUUUCAAUUUUCCAUCCACAGCUACAAAUGCGUCUUUUGUGCUGCGCAAAUACUAUGUGCUAUUGCUUUACCAUUAUGAGCAAAUUUACUUUUUUAAGGCCAAGGGUUGGAGCCCACUUGCUGAUCCUCUUCAGUGUCUGUCUUCUCCUCCUGUUCCACCUCAGGGUUUGAUUGAGCCAUCGCCAGAAAUUCAGGCAGCUAUGAUGCUGCCGCAGGUAGCAAAUGCUGCAGAGUUCUUAAAUAGAGCAACUUCAGUGCCAUCAACAGGUUCUCCAGUGAUUGGAGUCAUUGAUGGGAAAUUUGAGAGUGGGUAUCUUGUUACUGUCACAAUUGGCUCAGAGAAACUAAAAGGAGUCCUAUAUCAAGCUCCACAGAACCCAACACAUCAAGUCGUACAACAUAAUGUGCCACAACAUCAAAUUGUAUCUUUCAGCAAUGUUAAUAACAAUCCUACAGCACCAGGCAUACUCCGUCGCAGACGCAGGAAGAAAUCUGAGAUGAAAAAGAGGGACCCUGCUCAUCCCAAACCUAACAGAAGUGGAUAUAAUUUUUUCUUUGCAGAGCAGCAUGCUAGACUGAAACCACUUUAUCCAGGAAAGGACAGAGAAAUCAGUAGGACGAUUGGUGAAUUAUGGACAAAAAUGAAAGAAUCUGAAAAAGCAGUAUACCAGGAUAAAGCUGUGAUGGACAAAGAAAGAUAUAGAGCAGAAAUGGAAGAUUACAGGGAGAGGUUGAGGACGGGCCAGAUCAUAAGCAAUGCAGUGCCAAUACAGCAGCGGCCUCUUGAGCCAGAUGUGAACCUGGUGGAUAUUAUUUGUAAGAAAAUUGAACCUGCACAUCAGGAAUCACCUAAAACUCUGGAAAAUCAGAUUGGUUCCGGUAAGAGCUGUAACAGUGACUCAGAAGAUAAGGACUCGUAUAUGGAAACGUAUCCAGGAGAGGAAGUUGGUGCAGAAAAUAUGGUUAUGGAAUAUUCAGCAGCAGCUGAUGAGGAGUGCCUGGAGUUGCAGAAGAGGAUUGACAAGGUUGGACAUGAGAGCUUGCUAAGCUCGGGUGACACAGGUAUGAUAGUGGAGAGCAAGCAAGAGUUGGCACCUGAGGGAGAUAAAGGAUCAAUGGCUUGUGAUACCACAGAAUCAUUACCCACUGAACAGAGAGAAGCAGUAUUGAGUGAAGCGAAAGCAUCGAUGCAUGGUGAAAGUUGCUAAGUUCUUCUCUAUGUUGGAUGGAUGGCUAGCCCCUGUAGAUCAUGUCUUUGACCGAGGAUACUUACAUGUUAGAUACAUUAAUUAAUUCUUCUGUGGUUUUGGUUGGUUGUCUUGUACAAUCAGGGUGCUUUUAGAUAUAUGGUGGUGUUUUUAGGUUUGGGGUAGGGGCCGAGUCUUAGCCAACAUUUGAACAAUUUUGUAGUGGAGAAAUGUAGAUGAUUUGGCUAAAUGAGCAUUCUACGCCAUAUUCCUAACCCCGUGCUUUUGAGUUUUGAACUAUAUUAU
This is a messenger RNA of Diospyros lotus (date-plum), 2379 nucleotides long. RefSeq names its product high mobility group B protein 15. Gene Ontology annotation, molecular function: DNA binding. Lineage: Eukaryota; Viridiplantae; Streptophyta; Magnoliopsida; Ericales; Ebenaceae. The transcript has 7 exons. The record is from RefSeq and is a predicted model, not a curated record. Bases 544 to 2094 code for a protein of 516 amino acids.